This is a messenger RNA of Myotis daubentonii (Daubenton's bat), 4597 nucleotides long. RefSeq names its product inhibitor of growth family member 3 (gene ING3). The record is from RefSeq and is a predicted model, not a curated record. The transcript has 5 exons. Gene Ontology annotation, cellular component: NuA4 histone acetyltransferase complex. Bases 151 to 420 code for a protein of 89 amino acids. NCBI's taxonomy places the organism in Eukaryota, Metazoa, Chordata, Mammalia, Chiroptera, Vespertilionidae.
UUUUUUUCCCCUUUUCUUUUUUUUUUCCCACCGAAGCCGAGCGGGCGCUGCUAGCGGAGGCGCCAUAUUGGAAGGGACAAAACUCCGGCGACAGCGAGUGACACAAAUAAACCCCUGGAUCCCCUCGUCCCCCAGGCGCUAAAGGCCGCGAUGUUGUACCUAGAGGACUAUCUAGAAAUGAUUGAGCAGCUUCCCAUGGACCUGCGGGACCGCUUCACGGAGAUGCGCGAGAUGGACCUGCAGGUGCAGAAUGCAAUGGAUCAACUAGAGCAAAGAGUCAGUGAAUUCUUUAUGAAUGCAAAGAAAAAUAAACCAGAGUGGAGAGAAGAACAAAUGGCAUCCAUCAAAAAAGAUUACUAUAAAGCUUUGGAAGAUGCAGAUGAGAAGGUACAGUUGGCGAACCAGAUAUAUGAUUUGUGACAGUUUGACAAAGGAGGCAAGAGCAGACAGUGGAGUAAAGACAGUCUCGUCAAUAAAUGGUGUUGGGAAAAUUGGACAGGUACAUGCAAAAAAAUGAAACUAAACCACCAACUUACACCAUAUACAAAAAUAAACUCAAAAUGGAUAAAGGACUUAAAUGUAAGUCGUGAAACCAUAAAAAUCUGGAAGAAACCAUAGGCAGCAAAUCUCAGACAUUUCUCAUAGCAAUACUAGUAUGUUUGCCGAUACAUCUCCUAGGGCAAGAGAAACAAAGGAGAAUAAACAAAUGGGAUUACAUUAAAAGUAAAAGCUUCUGCACAGCAAAAGAAACCAUCAACAAAAUGAAAAGGAACUCAUUGUUUGGGAGGAUUUAUUUACCAAUGAUACAUCUGAUGAGCGUUUAAUUUCCAAAGUAUAUAAGGAAGGCAUACAACUUAACAAAAGGAAGAUAAACAAUCCCAUUAAAAAAUGACCAAAGGACCUAAAUAGAUAUUUCUCCAAAGAGGGUGCACAGAUGGCCAAAGACAUAUGAAAAAACACUCAAAGUCACUAAUUAUCAGAGAUGCAAAUUAAAACAACAAUGAGAUAUCACCUCAUGCCUGUCAGAAUGGCUAUCAUCAACAAAGCAACAAAUGACAAGUGCUGUGAGGAUGUGGAGAAAAGGGAACCCUAGUACACUGCUGGUUGGAAUGCAGAGUGGUGCAGCCAUUAUGAAAAACAGUAUGGAAUUUCUUCAACAAAUUAAAAAUGGAAAUGCCAUUUUACCCAAUGAUCCCACUUCUAGGAAUAUAACCUAAGAAUCCUGAAACACCAAUUGGAAAUAAUAUAUGUGCCCCUAUGUUCAUACCAGCACUAUUUAUAAUAGCCAAGAUCUUAAAACAGCCCAAGUGCCCAUCAGUAGAUGAGUGGAUAAAAAAGAGGUGCUACAUUUACACAAUGGAGUGCAGUGCAGCUGUAUAAAAGAAGGAUCUCUUACCUUUGAAACAGCAUGGAUGGACCUGAUGAGUAUUGUGCUAAGUGCAAUAAGUCAGGCAGAGAAAGACAAGUAUCACAUGAUCUCACUUAUAUGUGGAAUCUAACGAACAAAAUAAAUGAAUGAACAAAACAGACCCAGGUACCUGGAAGGAUGUGACAGACUGACAAAUCUCAGAGGCAAGGGGUGAGUGGGGGGCAGGAAAGUUUAUAUGCAUAUAUAACAGACAAUAGUGUUGUGAAGGCCUGGGUGCUGGGAUGGUGUCAUGGAGUAGGGGGUCAAUGGGGGAAUAAAAGAGGACAUCUGUAAUACUUUCAACAAUAAAUAUUAUUUUUAAAAUAAGCUCCACUUGGCACUCCAAUCUCUGCAUGGCCAGCACCAGCUGGACAAGGCCUCUUCCCAGGCUCCCACCUUCCCAAAUAUCUAUCUCCUCCAAACCAUCAAACCAAGUAGUGUGGGUACAGAUUUCCAGCCCCGUGCCCUUUCCCUUUGCGUGGGAACACAGAGAUGCACAGAGACCCAGCAGUUUAGCAGAGGGGGAGAGGUGCCACUCAUGCGCAAAAGAUGGGCAAGACCAAUCCUCUUUCCCAAACCACACAGUCUAAGUCUCUGAACAACUUUCUGCUCAAGGUCCUUCUAGAGAAUAGAGGGCCCAUCAAAGUCACUGCUGGGUACACCUAGCAGACCCUUCCGCAGUCCCCGAGCGCUGCUCCGUGGCCCCUCCAGCAGUCCCUAACCAGAGCGAACUUCCCAGGUUGAUGUUAUAAGGAAGACAUCACUCUGUGCUGGGCACGUCCAAGUCUUUCAGGGGGACCGAAUCCUCACUGAGUCCCGCUGCUGGGUGCUAUGCGGACUCCCCUUCUUUUCUCUGUUGCUCUCGAUUGGGGAUCCCUGCAUGGAGCUGAGAUCCUGUGCUGCCACAAUAUCCCUUGAACUUCCCAGUUGUACCUGCGCGAGGAGGUUCCUGUAUUUCCCCGUGUUUCCCAUUCUCAAUAUUUCAGAUCAGCUACACUUCUCUGGUCUCUCAAGAUAAUUGCUCUGCAGUUUAGCUGCGAGGCCAGUCCAGGGUUGGGAGCAAACAGAUGGAGAUUCCAGAUGCAGCCAUCUUGUAAUCCCCACGUUUUCUUUCUAAAUCUUAGGAGAACUACUGACCUAGUCGUGCACAGUGGGAUACUGAAAGUCAUCCUAGUCUCCUUGUCCCUAACUUCUCCACAUUUUGUUCAUCACCAUAUCUUGUUCAUUUUACUUUCUAACUACCUCUCAUUAUCCCUUCCUCUCCACUUCAGCCUGCCAUAGUUCAAGUUUAAAUAACUUUAAAAUAAAAUAAAAAUGACUGGAAUGCCUUUCCUUUCAUCUUUGCUUGGUAAACUGUACCCAUCUUUCAUAAUCCUGGGUAAGUAUUGCUUCUUUAUUAAAGUCAUCUCAGUCAUCUGGAUAGUUGUCAUUUAUAUCUAGAAGAGACUUCACCACUUAGAAAAGCCACACAAGAGCAAUUUAAACAAAUGAUUUAUUUUUCUCUUCUGUAAAAUAACUGUUAGAGGAGACAGACCAGGGCUUAUAAGGCUACUUCAACAUGCCCCAGACUCCUUCCAGCCUGUUCCCACUCUGGACAAGUAGAAUCGCAGUAGGGGAUUACUCGGAAGGGCACAUUUAGCAGCUUCAGUCAGCUCCUUAAAGAGCCUGCCUGGAAAUCUCACUACUGGCCAGCUGCAAGGGAGGCUGAGGUAUGUUGUUUAACAUGGCACAUUGCCGGCCCAGGUAUGUGGGAUUCUGUCAGGGAAGAGGAGAGAAGGCAUAUUGAGGAGGUGAUACACAGUUUGUGCCUCACCCAAACCCUCAACAACGUCAUGCCAGCCUCCAAAUCAUUGUGAAUCCCAGGAAUUUAUUAUUAAUCGAAUCACAUUGUAAUUACUUAUUUACCUCUUGCUGGUGUGUUUGUGUUUUCCCUGCUCUAAAUGUCAAGAACUAUGUUCUCAGUAAAUAUUUGUGGAACAAAAUCACCUGAAUAAGUUGAUGGAGAAAAAGGAGCAGUAACAUGACUCCCAAGAUAGGAGUCUGAAGGAUAGAUAGCGUUUAAUGGUGUUGUUGGUCUCAGAUAUAUUUUAGUUGGGUCACUAUUUCUCAGAAGGCAAUAGAGUUACAUUUUAGUGUGCUGAGAUUGGUUUGGUGGACUGCAGUGCAAAUAGCUUCUUCUUUUCAAGGUAUGGCUUUAAACCAGGAAAAGCGAAAAUCAUACAGCUCAGAUCAGUUUAGCUUCCUUUAUGGAAUCAUUUUCAGAGACCAAACAAUCUUAUGAUCCAUGUUUUUGCUCAGAUCUUUUUGGUGUUCCUCUUUUUCAACUGCUCUCAAUUUUAUUAGUUUCCCAUGUUAGGAUAGAUUUCCUUCUCUGAUACAUAAGCUCAUUUUGAAAGUUCUUCUAAAACAGGAUUUAUAGAUGUGCCUUCAACAAAAGGCACUGGUAUAAAAAUAUUAACACUUAUUGUGAUACAUGUGUCUUGGGAGUUUUAAAUAAAAAAUAUCUUCCACUUAAUAAUUAUACAUUACAUAGAAAUUUAUCAUUCUUUUCAAUUCCUAUGCUUUUAGAGAGGUUCCUUUUAAAUCACGACAAAACAUUUAUUAAACGUUAUUAGAUCUUACCAUACAAAGUAAUAACAAUACUGGACUUCCAGUUAACUCAUUCCCAAUAAAGUCUUAUUUUUGUAGAAUAAAAAAUAUUAGAGACAACCAGGGCCCUGAGAGUAGGUGAGGUUCUUAAUGAUUCUGUACCCUCAGAGCCUGGCACAAUAGACUAGUUGAAUGGUCUACAAAGGACAACAAAGGCUUUUUUUACAUGAUCUAAUCCAGAAUUUUCCACACCUUAAUCAUUUGCAUUCCACCUGUAAGGUUUUUACAAUGUCUCCAUUACACCUCUGUUUACUAAGUACAUUUUUAAAUGAAAGUUUAAAACUUCAAAAUUUGAUGUUGCUUACAUAAAUGGAAACUAGCAUUGCAAAUACAUAAUUAUUAAAAUGUUAACACCAAUUAUACACCCUCCUUGGAAUGCAUGUGCUCUGUGCGCUGUGCGCUGCACCAUAUUGCCAGAGUGGCUUUUGGUAUUUGAACACUUUGUGCUUGAGGCCAAGAAAUUUACUUUAUUAGCCUCACAAGUAAUUGCAAACAAACAUAAUGGCAUCAUUGACUUGUUAAGUAGGGAGGUCACUAAAU